Procambarus clarkii (red swamp crayfish) is the source of this 6659-nucleotide messenger RNA. NCBI's taxonomy places the organism in Eukaryota, Metazoa, Arthropoda, Malacostraca, Decapoda, Cambaridae. The record is from RefSeq and is a predicted model, not a curated record.
GGCAGGUGUGAGCCGCCAGGAUGAUGUGGUCAGUGUGGGUGAUGUGGGUGGCCAUAACGUCCACCCUCGCCUACAGUGACAAGGACCCUUCUGAAGUAACUAUAGAUAGCCUCACCCUGGACGAGCUAAACAAUGAGUUGAAAUCUCGCCUGGAAUCGCUGCAGAACUACAUAGAGCGUAGAUACGAAGAACGCUCUAGACAACACGAAGCAAAUAUCCAAAAGAUGUUGAGCAGAACUCGGCGCGACGCCACGGGGUCAGCUGGAUACUACCAUCAUUACGUUCCUUCCGUCCAAUACAAGGUUCCUGUUCAACCCACGAUUCCUGUCCAGACCACGGUUCCUGUUCAACCCACGAUUCCUGUCCAGACCACGGUUCCUGUUCAACCCACGAUUCCUACUUUGCCCACCCUGGCGCCUGGCUAUUGGCACUCUUACACCUACAACUCCAUAGUGGAGAGGGAAAUGGUAAAAAUUGACUCGAUAGCAGUAAGUAGCGGCCUAGGAUCAGUCUCCAUCACUCACGCCUUUCCACUCCGCUUGACUAACUUGCCAGCCAUCUGUCGGAGUGAUGUUGGUUGGGGCGUGUUACCCCGGGGAGGAAAAAUGGUGGCGGUGAGGGUUCGUAAUUCCUGGACCCAGUCAGUGUCGGGGUGCCGGUGUGACGUAGAUAACUCUAUGAACUGUGCGUGCUGCUCCCCUGGCGGGUGUCUGUGUAAGCGGUCUGAAGGCCAUCCAGGAGACACCUGUGUAAAAUGUGGCAAAGAAACCUCUCACGUAACCUGUCAAGCAGGAAGUAAUCAUCCCCUAGAGCUGGACGCAGCAGUUGGGCUAGAGUACCACCUGGACAGCAUACCGGACUCUAAAACGCUACAGCAAGUCCUAGUUACCGCCAAGGACAAGACUGUCUCUUUCUUAAAGAUCGACGCAGAGGGAGCCCAGUCCAUAAGUUUCAUCACAGGAAACAAAAAUGUGACUCAUCUGGGGUAUGGCGAGGUUCUGGUGAACUUCUUCGGUACAUUAAAGCAGCUAAGGUUUCUCGUAAUCUUCAGCGCUGGACAGCUAAACCAAGAGUAUCGGGAGAUCACAGUCAGCACUACAGAAAAUGUUACCAUAUCUAUCGGACUGGGACAGUCGUGGGUGGCUUCAGGGACUGAAAUGAAAACUUGGCAAGCUGGGAGGCGGGUGCUGGUAGGCGUUCUGCAAGACAGGCAGCUGCUACUACACGAAAUGAAGGAGAACUCUUGGAGAGAGUUUCAAAUGAAGGUAGUGCAGAAGGUGACGUUUUCAGACACAAUCGCAUCCUGGACCACCUUCAGCUCCGGCCUGGAACAUCAGCUAUUGGUAGUGACUGCCUCUAUGGCAAAGCUCUUCGUGCUGAGAGGCGCGCACUAUCAGGCGAGGGGAGAGAUCUUCCCGUCUCAUGGACUUUCCACCUUCAAUUCAUUUUUGCCUGUGAACAUACCGUCGUGUCGGGACGAGGUGGUACUCUUGACUGGACAAGACGCCCUCUUGGUGGCCUAUGUAUGGAAUGGGACGGCUCGGGCUAUGCAGGUGGGGUACACGACCACCCUGGACAUGAGCGUCGUCAGCUGGGAGCGCGGCUACGAGAGUGCUAGAGGCCAGCCCGUGCAGGUGGUGGUGCAGGGCCGGAGCGGCGUCACGACCCUGGACGUAAAGACUGCACUAGUUCCUCUACUCGACCCUGUAAUAAUGGAAAACAAAAUCGUCCACGACACCAUGAAUAACCUACAGAUGAAACACAACCAACAGACUUCUGUGGUGGAAGCAGCAGCGAGGAGCCUGGCUAAUAGUGUAGAUUGUGGCAGUGCUGGUACAAGCUCUGGCUCCAUUGUUAUAGAUGGCUCUGUUACGCUCCACAGUGGCAUGGAUGUCCUGGGGGUGUUCAACACUACGCACCUGGAGGCCCAGAGUAUGGGUCUGAGGGGCACAGAGAUGGAUGGUGCUAGUUACAGCACCUAUAAAGACCACUUGGUAUCUCUGGGUCACUACAAUGGAGUGCUGGGACAGAUCUCUUCAGAGAUGAUAAUGAUCGGCUCUACUCUAGAUGACGCUGUUCCAGCUUCUGGGUCGUCACGGGUAGUGGGUGGCUAUAAGACACUGUUGGGCGCAGACCUUCAUCUAGACACCCUAUCGGUCUUUAGCCUCGACGUUGAACAGAUGCUGGAUGGUUCUGGCGGCCGCGUCCCAAUACACAGCGUGUUUGGAAACAUUGUCAAGCGGAACGAGUCUGUGAAGGUCGCUGGACGGAAAACCUUCACAAAUGGCCUGUACAUAAACACACUGUACACGCCGCAUUUGGAUGACAUUCCCGUGAGCGACCUGGUAACCCUCGACGGCCGCCAGACUAUAGCUGGCGCAACUUUCUCUACCCUGGUGGCUGGCACCAUCGCGGUGAAGGAGGGCAGCACUGUGGCCGGGAUAGAUCUGUCAAAGAAUGUCGUCCUUCUCUCUGGCGAGGCUGUACUAGGGCACUGUACAUUAUCGAAGGGUUUGAUGGUGAAAAAUAAUGUGCAAGUGUUGAGCAACAUGGUGAAUGGAAUGGACCUGAGUAUCUUUAAGAACACUUUAAAGAAGAGCGGCGGGACGCUGGCAGGGUCUCUGGCCUUCCUAAACACAGUCUCCGUAAGCAACCUUAAAGCAACAGAGAUAAUGGGGAUCAACGUAGAUAACUUCAUGUCUACUACAGUGUUCAAAGAUCGCACGGCAACAAUGACUGGAAACUUGAUAGUUCCUUCAACACUAACUGUAAACAAAGAUCUGACUGUGACUGGCCACAUCAACGGAGACGGUUUCCCAUCUCGCUUUCCCCUUCGGACAGAUUCCACUCUACGCUUUGGUGCAAAGAGGUUCUCUAGUCUGCAAUUUGGUUCGGUAACAGUGAGUGGAGGAGCAACCGUGGAUGGUUUAAAUGUAUCUCGGCUCGUAACACUAGACACGGUGCAGCAAAUCUCUGGCAGGAAGAUAUUUGCUCAAGGCGUUGAUAUAAAAGGCAAUUUGGACAUCACUUCGGCCAUAAUUGGGGGCGUUAAUUUGAAUACCCUAACUAAAGGGCCGUCUCUCUCUCAUUUAACGGACUGGAGGUUCGACGUAGAAUUCAUGAAACCCGUGUAUGCCUCGUCGGUGCAGUGUGCUGGGAAGGUGAACGACCUGAACUUCGCGGAGCUUGCUGCGGACGUCGUAUAUACUGACGGAACCUCCCUAGAGAUUUCUGGAAGCACUCGCUUUGCGCUUUCUCUGAAUCUCUCAAAUGCAGUUUUCAAAAGUACGUUUAAUGGCGAAAUGUUUGAAAACUUGGUGACUACGGCCAGGGAUUUCAAUAUUACUGGUAAUUUAAUAUUUAAAACUGACGUUCAAUUUGAUUCGCUAAGAGUGACCGGCGCUAUAGGUGGUGUGGACGUGGCCGGGCUGGCAGCCUCUGCUCUCUAUCUUAACAAGUCCGACCAGGUGGUGCGAGGCAAGUUGGUGUUCAGAAACCCAGUCUCUGCCGCAAGUUUGGAUGUAUCGGGAAAAAUAAAUAACGUAAACUUCCUCAAUGCUGUAACGAGGAGCGGAGUGCAGAACUUCAGCGCGCCUCAGACCCUAAAGUCUGCAACAUUUGGCGCCGUGAAGGCACACGCCAUAGACAUGUCUGAGGGGGCCACAGUGAAUACGGUAGACAUCUCUGAGCUGGCGAAAAGAAGAGUGAAGCUGAAUUCUGCCGACAGUUUUAAUGGCACAUUAAACGUAGAGGGAAAAGUGACUAUACUUGGCUCUUUGUCGGCAGUGUACAUAAAUGGCUUUAACAUUCAGCAGUUGAAAGAGAACAUAGUCACAGAUAACGUGUCUUCGACGAUAUCUGGCACGGUGAUCUUUACUAAUCUCAAUGUUGACCAAUCUGUCACCACCAGCAACCUAGCUGGUGCUAAUGGGUUAAAUAUCAGUGACAUUAACGCAAAUGCUGUUCACUUGGCAUCUGAUAAUUUCCUGAGUGGGUGGAUCACCUGGGGUGACCUGGCACUGCUGGACAACGUGACGGUGGGCGGCCUCGUCAACGGUAUCGACCUUAGAGAGUUUGCAGCCGACGCGGUGUACAAAGACACUACCGCUCUCCAGAUCAUAACAGGAAAGAAAACCUUCCAGAGCGGGAUCACUGUGAAGGGAGACGUACACACGCUCACUACAAACAGAAUCGACCUGGCUACCAGCCUCUUCACCCUCCACACCGAUCAGGUCCUCACUGCAGCCUACUACUUUAACAACAUACGCGCUCAGCAGAUGGUUCAUCUUGUGGGACUGGUCUGUAACGUGGACCUAAAGAAGCUUGUCACCAACACACUACGGCGAGGGGAAGACAGUUUAGUUGGCACGGUGAACUUCCACGAUGUAGUAAAUGUAACUGACUUUAAGAUCAGGGGGGCUCUUAACGCUCUCAACGUUCAAGAGUUGCUGCGAGACGCCAUAAGGAAGCUAGACACCACCAACGUCGCUGUCACCGGUACAAAGACCUUCACGGCUGCCGCAGCCUCCACAAUCACCUUCAGGAACAUCAAAGUCGGUUUCCUAAAUAUGGUUAAUUUUGAUGAAUAUUUGGCUCACUUAGUACUAAAGAAUUCCCCCGCACACUUGACCUUGGCGAGCGUGUCCAGCACACUGGCAGCAUCAGCUGUAACAUCAUCCACACUCGUCUUGCAGGGAACAAUUGAUGGCAUAGACUACAGCUCGUUCCUGGCGAGCGCUGUGCACCUGACGGGCGACCAGACCAUAAACUCCUCCCUGGUGUUCACAGAUGUGGUAACUGUGAGCGGUAACUUGAGAACCGAGAGGCUGAACAGUUUGGUGCUGGACACAGACUACCUCACAACCAGCACCAACCAGACUAUACCGGUCAAUGCCUCCUUCAGUAACGUGACUACUGGCAACGUCAUGGUGGCUGGCAAAGUCAACAACUGGAAUCUCCCAGACGCAGUCAGAGGAACCAUGACGAACGGGAGUGGACAGGUAGUGACGGGUCUGGUGACCUUCAGUGGUGCCGUGGAGGUGUCUGGGAACGUUGAGGUGACAGGGUCGACGGGCACCACUGUUAAGGUGAAACUUUCCCAACAAGUGAUCGCUCUAGAUGACACUGCCACCAUUGAAGGUGUGGUAGUCUUCAACGGGCCAUUGACCGUGGCCAGCCUCCAAAGCACUACGGGAAUAAUCAACGGAAUCUACCUUUCUGAUCUGUACCACAACGCCUGGUAUGUGGACCAGGAAACUACUAUAACAGGCAGACUAGUGUUUAGUGCUCGCGUCAUCUUUAUGCAAGGACUGAUAGUUGUUGGACAAAUUGGCCAGAUCAGCGUGGAUGACUUGUACAGAGAGACGACACACAUACUCGCUCAGUACAGCAAUAAAACUGAACAAUUAAAGAAGGAAUAUGGAGAUGUAUGCGAGCCAAUUACUGCUAUAUAUGAGCAACUGCAGAGUACAGUUUAUGAAGGAGACUAUUUCCUUACUGUAGGAGAGCUACAAAUGCCCCACAACACUCGUUCCUCUACCUCCUUCCAGACGUUCAACGUAACCUGCGUGGUGAUGACGUGGGAAGGAAUGUGCGACUCUGUGCUGUACACGUUUGACCCGACCACUGUGGGUCUGGUGCAGAAGAGUGUCAUCCCGGAGACUGGAAAUGCUCACCAGUGGCUCUACCUGGAAGGCACUAACAAGGUGCUACUGGCCAUGGUUGGGUCAGAGGCUGGAAAUAACUGCACCAGGAAAAACAGCCUUGUGUGGAAGCUGGAAGAAGGCUCUAUUCAGGUGCACCAAGAGCUGGUUGCUGGAGAAGGCAUGUCUGCUGUUACCUUGGAUGGUGGUUCAGUGGCCCUCUUCAUCCACACACUGGAGAAUACAGUAGUCUACAGACUUGACCCUACCACGGAAUACUUUACUCAGGUUGACAUUUUGCCUGGCUAUGUGGGCAUCGCAGUUACGGUAAAAGUGGGGGGAAGAAUAAUAAUGUUCUGGGCAAGUGGCAGCUUGGGCAAGCUGAUGGUUGAUGGGGUCUUUGGAGAGGCCUUGGAGUUUCCUUCCCACCUCUUGGACGCGGUUAUGUUUGAGCAAGCGGGGAGCAUCUUCCUCGUCUUGGUUGUCAGAAGAGAAAUGUGCACACAGCAGCAAUAUGACUUGGAGCUAUACGAGGUUAACUUGAGGACGAAAACGGUGACGUGCGUUGACAGACACGACCUUGCUGCCCCAGCUGAUUUAAUAGCUUUUUAUGCUGGCAAUGAAGCCAGUGGUUCAACAAUCGUUAUGGCAAUAAAGCACAAUGUUUUCCCAUUGGCUUACAAAUUAGUAGGACAAAAGCUUCGCAUCUUCAGUGAAGAAUGUCCCGCAAACGUGUUAUGGGCCCAGCAUGUAAGACCACCAGGCCAAAAGUUCCCACAGCUGGCAGACCACUACAUCUUUUUAGGAAGGAACGACAGUACUAUUCUCAUCACAAAGUUAAUCAUGAGGGGUGCUGCACUCCCUACCAGCCACUUGGACUGUGACAACGAUGCCUUUGGUGACCCCCACCUAAUUGCUCGUGCUGCUCCUGGUGGUCCAUGAAGCUCUCAAAUCUCAUACAAUUGAAGCAUAGUUUUAAUGUUUAUAAUGUUAACCUGUAAAUAAAACCUGUUAAAA